Molecule: messenger RNA, 1539 nt
Organism: Spodoptera littoralis (African cotton leafworm)
Lineage: Eukaryota; Metazoa; Arthropoda; Insecta; Lepidoptera; Noctuidae
Source: the annotation of a GenBank genome assembly
AUGUGUGAUGCAGUGCCACGGAGACUAUCAGACAUGGGUGACAUUACAGUGCCAGAAUUAGAGAAAUUUAAUAAAAAUACGGAAAAUGAAAAGGAACAAAGUGAGACAAAGGAUGAAUGCGUCAGCAAUGAUCAGCGAUCGCCGUUUAGGAGGCAGGCGAUCAUUUCAUUUGGCGUCUUCAUGCUCACUUUGGGCGCUGGCGGCACAUCAGGCAUCUCUGCCAUUUUAAUACCACAAUUAGCACAUGCAAAGGGGAAGCAUGAAUUCUCAGUCGAAAUGGUAUCAUGGGUAGCCGCAAUAUCAUCUUUGGCCCUCUUCUUCGGUAACCUGAUGGCAGGUCUUUUAAUGGACAGACUUGGAAGACGUUUAUCUACACUACUGCUAGCCGCCACCUUUGUAUCAGGAUGGCUGAUCAUUGGAUUUUCCUACGACAAAAUGUACUUAAUAUUAAUAGGAAGGUUCAUCACUGGAUUAUGUCAAGGAUGGCUUGGUCCUUUAGGUCCAGUGUAUGUGGGAGAAAUUAGUUCUCCAGCCUACAGAGGACUGUUCUUAGCAGCUCUCUCUUUGGGAAUCGCAGUGGGUGUUUUCAUGUCACAUUUGUUCGGUACAUUCCUUCACUGGAGUUUAGCGUCAUUGCUGUGUGGAUUCUUCCCUCUGUUUGGUGGAAUCAUUCUUUAUUAUGCACCGGAAUCACCUUCGUGGUUGGCAUCUAAAAACAGAAUCGAUGAAUGUAUUAUGUCAUACCAAUGGUACAGAGGAAAUAGUGUAGCCAUGAAGACAGAGCUGGAUAAAAUGAUUGCAGAUCUCACAUCGAAACAAAAGACUCAAGGCAAAUUGAAAACUUUAGCUGCAAACAUUAAAAAGCCAGAAUUUUAUAAACCAUUGGGAAUAAUGACUAUAUUUUUCGUCAUUACACAACUCUGCGGAGUUAACGUUAUCUGUGCAUAUACAACAGAUAUGAUGAAAGAACUUAUCGGCAGGGGUUCAAAUAGCUCAUACACAUACGCCGCCAUGUUGAGUAUAGAUCUGUUACGAUGUGUGUCCCUGGCAGUGGCCUGUAUGAUGCUCAGGAAGUCAGGAAGAAGACCCAUGGCAAUAUUCAGUGGAGUGUUUACGUCGUUAUCUUUAAUAGCAUUAGCUUUAUAUUUGUACCUACAUAGUUCUGGUGUCAUCCAUGACAAGUCACCGUUUAUAUCUUUAGGUUUGAUGGCAUUCUACAUAAUUGUAUCAAAUCUAGGAAUUUCGCCGCUCCCAUGGAACAUGGUUGGUGAACUGUUUGCUGUUGAAACUAAAGGAGUUGGUUCUGGCAUCAGUGUUAUGAUGACAUCGAUUGCUUUCUUUGCAGUAGUAAAGACAGCUCCUUCUAUGUUCCUAAGCAUAGGUCACCAUGGAACUUAUCUGUUCUAUGGGUUAUCCACAUUGUGUGGUACUAUAUUCUUAUACUUCUGUUUACCUGAAACAAAAGAGAAAACUUUACUUCAAAUUGAAGAAUACUUUAGGUAUGGUAAGAAAAAGAAUAGUAAAGAAGUAGAUAUCUAA